AGACAGAGCACCUGUGAAGCUUCCCGGCCGCGGGCUGCAGGCGGGUCACAGGUGGACCCUUCUCCAGCGUGAGGCCGGCCAUCCUAUCCCCGCUCCGGAGCGUUUUCACUGAAGCAUGAAAACAUGAAAAACGAUGCACAAAUCACAGCGCAGUUCGGUGACCCCUCCAGGCGCUCAGCCCCCAACAUGGAACAUUGUCUGAACACCAGAAACUAUGGCCUCCUUCCGACCCUGACAGACCCUGCCGGUGACCUCUCGCCCCCGGAGAGGCCCGGCCCACUUGUGGACUUUACACGAACAAAAUCAGACAGGAAAAAAACACACACUCCUGCCCUCGAAUUAAUAUUUCACUACGUUUGCCCCAUCCCACGUCUCUGCCACGUCUCCACGGGCACACGCCCAGCAGCACUGCGUUGGGCCACCGUGGAGGCCACCGAACGGCCUCCGGAGGGGUCAGGCCACCUCCGAUCCACGGACAGCGAGCGUCCUGGUGACCACGUCCCCAGGGACGCGUGGCGUCUGCCCUCCUUCCCAGCAACCCUCAUGAGCGCUAUCCCAGCCGGCUUUAAUUUGGGCUUCCCCGGCCACACGCUGCCGCCCUGCGCGGUGCCCGCUGCUCCUGCGGGAAGGAAGGCCCGCCCCCCGGCCGGUCAGAAUCCGUGGGCCCCGCCCUCCAUCCGCAAAACCCCACCGACACGAGGCUCUCACGGGCGUGCGGCCCCCAGGACGGGCCCCCCCAGCCUCGCCACGCCGCCCAACCCCCGCGCGCUGAGGACCUGCGUGGGGCGCCCCGCCCCCAAGACCUGGCCUCGGAGGACCCAGGGAUCUUGCCGCACAACUCACUCUACAGAUGGGAAACUGAGGCCAAGGCCACACGAUCUUUCCCUUCCCCCGCUUUCUCGGGCUAGUGCAUGGGAGCCGUCCCCGCCCUGUGCCGCGGCCUGCGUCACUGGAGCCACACUGCCGGAGCCUCCUAGAGCUGCUCGUUCUGACCCGUCCUGCGGGGCCACGGAUCCAUGCGUGUUCGAUGCCAUCACUUCACAAAACUCCAGCCUGAGUGCCCAGCGGUUUUCCUGUAUGCACACCUGACCCAGACGGACGGACGCCCUGAGCACACUGCCCCGGCCGCUUGCUGGACCCCAGGCUCGGUGCCGGCACCCCGGACUCCUCAGGACGGCCCCUCGGAGGCCCCGUGACUAUGACCCCACACGGCAAAGAGGACCCCGCGUGAAGCCAGUGCCUCCUGUAUACGGAGCCACCUGUCUGACGUCCAGAGACACAGGGGUCGGUGUCACCCCGAUAAGACGUAAGAUGGAUAUGGAAACAGGCCCCAAAAGGGAAAGCCAGCAGCCGAGGUCUUCCCGGAGGAAGGACAGUGGAUCGCCCAUCAGCGCCCAUCACGCCACAUGCUAAAAAUGCAGAUUCUGGCCCCAAUUCCUGCCGAGGUGCUGGCCCGGGACGGCCGGCUACGGGUGCCUGGUCCAGCAGACACGGCGGGAAGGGCUCCGGGCAGGGCUGGGGGCUGGAUGACGCCGGGCUCGCACCGUCCCUCCUCCAGCAGGCCCCGCAGCUCCAGGCUGCUCUGGAGUUAAUUAGGGACCCCAACAUUUAAUGGUCUGUUAUGCUUCCACUGGGCAUCUUUUUAAAUUAAAAAACAUGAUGUAUGGCACUGUUGGAAGGAGAAAUCACUUUGCGAUGGUUUCCUGCUCUGGCUCUGGCAGGGAUCGGGGAGGAGGGUGGCUGGCCGGCCUCCAGGAACCAUGGGCACAUGACCCUCUCCAGGAACACCGGUCCACCCCCGGCCGUCAGGAAGCAUGUCACUGACUCCAGGCAAGGGUCUGGGUGUCCAAAGGACACUGGCACUAUUCCCCAUCACACCCUCCUAACCCUGGCAGCCAGGAAGUUCUAUCUUUAGUCUGACCUGAAUCUCUCCAGUUGUUUUGAGGGAUGGCUGGUUUGAGACGGACCUCAGAGACUUGCCACUUCUGCUUUUCCCAGUGCAACCGAGACCUCCAAAGGCCCUGAACUCUGGGAGCCCUCUCAGAGCCGGGGAGUUCUGUCCCUGUUCCGAGCUCCGGCGGAAGGCGGGACGUCCACACAGAACGGCGGCUCCCUCUCCCCAGGAGCCACCGGCCGGGCCACGCCCGCGGACCCGAUGACCACGGCCAAGCCCGCUCACCCGCCUGGCCUCUGCACGGACAGGUCCUGCCCGAGUCUCCGUUGCUAUGAUUCUUUCAUCAGAGCACAUUUCCUGGCCGCUAUUAAUUGUACUAAAGAUUUGGGGCAUGGUUUCCAAGCAGAGGUUAUAAAUCAGCAAUUAACCCUCAAAUGUUACAAUGAGGGUAAUCGGAUACCAAGCAAAGACCAGCGUCAGAAGUAUCAGUGACGCGACACGGGCUGGGGCGGACAGGACACGUCCGCGGCACCAGGGCCGACCACGAUGCCGGCUGAGCCCCGGUGGGCGCCACGCUGGGGGGAAAUGGCCGCUCUGGCGAGGGGCCCUCGGGGAGACUCCCAGGCAAGGUGCAGAACAGCCAGCACGGCCCCCUCGGCGGCCGAGGUGUUCCCACACCGGAAAUGGGGCUCUCUCCCCUACGUUUCUGGAGAGUUCCAUCACAACACCUGGGAUCCCGACAAAAGACUUCCAGGUGAUCACCCUCAAGCUCGCGUCCCAGGAAAGAGGCUUCUGGAAGGGAAGCCGGCAGCACGGGCAGGCCUGGGCCCCCAGACUCUGGUCUUUGUGCGUCAUCAAACCUGCACACGUGCACACGCACGGCUUCCUCUGCUCUGCAGCUGAGGGAACUCUGAGCCACCCUAGGAACAGACGUCACCUCUAUCUGCUAAUGUCCUUACGGUCUGGAUUCUUACCGUUUCACUUUCAAUCCACCUGGAAGGUAUUUGGCUGGGGUGAAGAAGACGUAAAAUCAAUCCCCCACCCCCACCAGUAGGGAACAAAUUUGUCCUGCCAGCACGUAUUGAAUAAUCUGUCCCCUCAGCUGACUCGUGAGGCCCCAUCCCCCAGCCCAACGGCAGCGUACUUCCCACAGGGCAAGUCUGGUCAAGCCUGUCCUCCCUCUUCAACCCCGCGUGGCUCCCCAGCUCCCUCAAGAGAGUCCACGUUGCAGUGACGGUCCCUGCCUGGCCUGCCUCUCACCGCCCCCACCUUGCCCUACAAGGCGACGGUCAGCCUGCCUCUCUCACAUUUUCUCUAAGGCGCUGUUUCCCCGCCUGGGACGUAACCCCUCCCUGCACAUCACCGGUCCACCCCCAAGUGCUCUGUGUUCAGACCCCUGACUGGGGCUGCGGUCCCCCCUUGUAAUCCCAAAGCUGCCCCACUAUGCCCCUGUGCUGCAAAGCUCUGACUUCCCGUCUGUCCCUCCCCAUCAGUCAGACCGUGGGCCGAAGGCUCUGGGAUGUCCUUUCCAGGCGCGGAGUAGGGGGCC
Molecule: messenger RNA, 3443 nt
Organism: Acinonyx jubatus (cheetah)
Lineage: Eukaryota; Metazoa; Chordata; Mammalia; Carnivora; Felidae
Exons: 5
Coding region: 124-1089 (321 amino acids)
Source: RefSeq, a predicted model, not a curated record